AUGAUCGGAACAGACGUACGUAGCUGGUUCGCACGCGUCUUCGGGGGCUGCCUGAAACGGAGUCACAAUGACGAAGCGUACGUCGACCGGGUCCACUGCGUGGGCAAGGACGGUACUAGGAGAUCGGCACUUACUCCUGUGUCAUGGAUCGGCAUAUCACCGAUUCGUCUUCAGCCUUGUACUCCCGCUGCCAAUAACCAAUCUGGUGCUCUAGAGGAUCCAAUGCUUUGGAGCGAGACCAACAGACUCGUCAACGCGGCUGCAGCUUGGCAGAUCCGCCGAGUGAUACCAGUUGACGUUGCUACUCUGAAUGACGUUGAACUGGAGAAGAUAACGACGCCGGAGCUGGCGUGGCGGUUCAAAACUUCUCCUGUCCUCAUGGUGCUGCGCGCAGACAACAAAUCUCUGCGUCAAUUACCUUCAGAGCAUCUGUCUACGGAAUCGUUUGAGAGGCUCACGCUGCUUGAGCGACGUGCAAUUCACAAUGUGCUCGCAGAGCGACCGAAUGGAUGGGGCAAAGCUCAACUUUCGCAAUACGCUGCACGAGAACGCGAGUUGGUUGCCGCUGCCAACGAGGAGGCUAGCAACGCGUUCUCCGGAAGCCGCCCAUGGGUCUAUGACUCAUGUUACAGUGUGAAGCUGCCGCGCGCUUACUCAGCGUACGCUCAAGAACCGCGCCAUUGGGACGAGUAGGGCACAAGUAGAUGUUCCUUGUAGUGACCAUUUUUGGUACCACAUAACACACUUACGCUGACAGAAAUGAGUAAAUAAAUGAAG
Messenger RNA from Phytophthora nicotianae INRA-310, 777 nucleotides. RefSeq lists its product as hypothetical. Bases 1 to 693 code for a protein of 230 amino acids. Lineage: Eukaryota; Oomycota; Peronosporomycetes; Peronosporales; Peronosporaceae. The record is from RefSeq and is a predicted model, not a curated record. The transcript has a single exon.